Messenger RNA from Salvelinus namaycush (lake trout), 1158 nucleotides. Its product is annotated as angiopoietin-related protein 7-like. The transcript has 5 exons. The record is from RefSeq and is a predicted model, not a curated record. NCBI's taxonomy places the organism in Eukaryota, Metazoa, Chordata, Actinopteri, Salmoniformes, Salmonidae. The coding region runs from base 133 to 1158 and encodes 341 amino acids.
UCCUGUUUACUGAGCCUCUUCAGGACCUCCAGCACCGCUAAAGAAUCAGACUGGACCAGGACAGCUUGUAUUCCAGCAGAGCAAGAGAAAAGAGUACAUAGGUGCAAGUAUCUCAUUUUUGAAACAUAGAAAAUGGUUAAGAUGUCAUUGCGGACGGUGGCUCUAACUGUCACCCUGCUGCUGGUGCUGACAGAAGCGUGGGCGCAGAACCCAAGGAAGAGGCUGGCGCCACCCAAGCCUCCAAAGGCGCAGUGCUGCGAUGAGGUGCGCUCCCUGAAGGUACAGGUGGCCAACCUAACCAGCCUCCUGGAGGAGCUGAACCGCAAGCAGGAGGCAGACUUGAUGAACGUAGUUCGGCAGAUGAUGGAGCUGGACAAGCAGAACCGGCAGCAGGAGGCCCGCGUCACAGAGGCCGAGAGCAAGUAUUCCGAGAUCAACAACCGGGUGGAGAUCAUGCAGCUACAAGCCGUCGAGUCUGCCAUUCAGACCUCGUCAGAUGCCGUCUACGACUGUGCAUCCCUGUACACCAAGAACUACAAGAUCUCUGGGGAGUACAAACUGCCUGCAGAUGACUUCCUGAAUACCCCUGAGAUCAACGUAUUCUGUGACAUGGAAAGCAAUGGCGGUGGAUGGACGAUCAUCCAGAGACGCAAGGUGGGCCUGACCUCCUUCAACCGCGACUGGAAACAGUACAAGAACGGCUUUGGCACCAUCCGCGGAGACUUCUGGCUGGGCAAUGACAACGUCUUCCGUAUGACAAGGCAGCCCAGCACACUGAGGAUAGAGAUGGAGGACUGGGAAGGCCAGACCCGCUUUGCAGAGUACAGCUACUUCACAAUGAAAAACGAGUUGAACAGCUACAAACUCUUCAUCGCCAACUAUAGUGGAAACGCCGGGGACUCUCUGCGCUACCACAACAACACCAACUUCAGCACCAAGGGCAAGGACAACGACAAAUGUGUGGACGACUGUGCUUCACUACGCAAAGGUGGUUACUGGUACAACUGUUGCACUGACUCCAACCUGAAUGGCGUGUUCUAUCGCUAUGGCGACCACAUCAAGAACUCAGAUGGAAUCACUUGGUACGGCUGGCACGGGCCCAACUACUCCCUGAAGAGGGUGGAGAUGAAGAUCCGGCCACAGAAUUUUCAACCAUAA